Lineus longissimus is the source of this 2206-nucleotide messenger RNA. Its product is annotated as profilin-4-like. Bases 834 to 1325 code for a protein of 163 amino acids. Gene Ontology annotation, cellular component: cell cortex. The record is from RefSeq and is a predicted model, not a curated record. NCBI's taxonomy places the organism in Eukaryota, Metazoa, Nemertea, Pilidiophora, Heteronemertea, Lineidae. Gene Ontology annotation, molecular function: actin monomer binding. The transcript is spliced from 6 exons.
UAGCUCACCACAAUGCACCUUGGAGAUACAAGUCUUACUUUCAUUGACUUGAGACAUAAAUGGCAAUGUCUUUGGUAUUGUCACCGAUUUGACAAAUCUUACUUUGACAUGUUUGAUAGAGUGCACUAGAUAGCAUAGAUAGUCAAUCAUAGGCUAGACUAGGCCUACAUGCUAUCUUGAUCAGUUAAGUGCAGCGUAAGGCCGGGGAAGGGUUUUACAUCCUGGAUUUCAUCUUCGUCUAAGCCAUUUUAAUGAAGUCUUCCCAAAAUUCGAUUAAAAUUUGAUUCAUUCAUGCGUGGAAAUUUGGAUAAACUUGACAACCGGUUUAAAAUCCAUACUCGUUCAAGCUGGGAAAUCUGGAAAAACUUUACAAUUGGAUUGUAGAAGCGAUGUCUGUUUCUAGAUCUGUGACAGAAUCGGUCCUGACAAAAUUUGAGUAAAUCACGAGAUCAAAGAACACCCUGAUUCUCAAAUCACGAAUUUUUAAGGGGUAACCAUAUGAAAGGAUUACUCAGGAGUGCUAAGUUAAGUUAAUGGUUUUCAAUUUAAAAUGGAUACGAUUAUCAAGUGAUUACAAAAUUUCUGUAACUGUUCGACGAUGCUGAGGAAUGCAGCAGUGGCUGGGUCUGACUGGCUUGAGGCGCGAUCGUGAUUAUUAUAAAUUAGCAGACUUGUGAUCUGUGAUUGCAAACACAGUGACAACAAAAGUUCUGUGGAUGACAAUUUCCAAAUUAUCGCCUGAUGGAGAGUUUUAAUCCGACAAGCACUUUGUGAUAUGUGAUUGGAUAAAUAUUGCUGGGUUUUCGCGUCAUUUACAUGAAAGUUUUCUCAAUAUGGCAUUAGAUGAUUCGUUGAAAUCGACUUUGAUAAAGAAUCGUCAAGAAAGGGCGUUGUUACAGUACGUCGACUAUUCAGAUAAAGUCCCUGAUUCUGUGAAGAUGAACCAACUACAGAAUCUCAUUCACGACACCUUGAUCUCCACCGAUCAUGUUCAGAGUUGUGCCAUCGUCAACAGGGCAGAUGCCUCAGUCAAAGCGAGUUCAGUCGGAUUCAGUUUAUUCAGUGACCAGGUGAUUGCCCUCAUCGAGGCGUUCAAAUCCCCAUCACAGACGAGAGAGGAGGGAAUCUACUUCAAUGACAAACAAUAUAAGUGCGUCAGAGCUGACAAAUUCUCAAUAUAUGCCAAAGAUGGGAACAAAGGUCUGGUCGUCAUCAAAACUGCCACAUUAUUACUGGUCGCCACCUACUCCGAAGUAAUGAAGCCAAGCAUAUGUGUGGAGGCAGUGGAAAAGUUAGCUGAAUAUUUCCGAGAAAAAGGCAAAUAAACGAUGAAGAGUUGCUGUUGAUCUGUUUCAAGUUUGGCAAUGUACUCCGAUUGAAGAUGGCUUGUAGUCUGAGGCACAAGAUUUGUUUCUCCAUGAGCUCUCGUCUGUUACUUGUAGUGGCCUACCUAGGCUGCUUCUGAGGCUGAUUCAUUAUGGACUAUGACUAUGGGUUGGUGUCUUGGGAGCCUUGAGGAUAUACAGGGAAACUGUGUCCAGUAACGACAGCCCAUAUUGCAUGCCUGGAGAACUGUUAAACAGCGUAGUGGAACCCUAUUCCAGGGAGUCCGAAGAUUUGCAAAGAGGCUUGUGAAUGGACCUGAUGCAUAAUGUUUUUCACUGCUGGGGCACUUGGACUUUGUAGUCAUUGCACUGUGUAAAGAUGUUAGUCUGUGAUAGAUGUUUUUACAGUUACAUGAAAUGUGAUGGGUCUUUUUGGGACCAACUCAAAUAAAGAGGGUAGAAAUUGGUUAUCAUUUUGAAAGGGGCAGAAUACUCAUUUUAUAUUAAUGUGAACUGUAAUCUUUUAAACUGAUGUCUUUUGGUAUUUAUCUACCGGUACUAGUUUUAUGUCUGUAAAGCGAUCAAAAUAUGACAUGUAUCCAUAUUUGAUGUGACUAUUUGAAUGGAGGAGCUAGUAUCAGAUCUGUCUACUGUUAAGCUCUACUACAUGAGUUUCAAAGUGCUUGACCUGAUGAGCCCACCUUUUCUCAUGGCCUUUACAUAACUUCUCAGAUGCCUCAGAUGACUUAUCACCUUACCAUGCAGAUGCUGGUGGACGCUGUUGUUUUGGAUGCACAAUAUUUCAGUACUAUUUGUAUCAAUGUGUCGAUCUGUUGUUUGUCUUUGUAUUUUUCUAAAUUAUUAGAAUAUAUUUUACUUUA